AUGUCGCUGCCACCGGGGACCAGCCUGGGCUGCUUUCACCAAAAGGUCCUUGUUCCCCCCAAGGCUGCAGCAGUCUCCAAGAUUCUUCAUUGGACCAGUCCCCAGGAAUGCCGUGGGCUGGUGCCAAGAGUCCAUCGUUUGCUGGCCAGUAAUUCCGAUAAAUCAGGCAACGAACCCAACAAGAACGACAAUGGGGGCAGUACAGGCUCAUCAGGCCGUGCUGGCCCUGAUCUGCUGGCGGCAGGCUUGCGAGAGGCUGAAGAGGUUUAUCGCCAGGCACACAGGAUGGCACUGCAGUUGACGCGCAAGCGAUUGGAAGAGCAGGAAAUGCACGAUUUUCACCGCUCCCAAAGGUCUGGGCACAAUGCAGCGCCAGACAGGCCAACAUCUGAACCUGAAACAACUGGCAGAACCAGUAGUGACACUGCAAGUUGUGUCGAUUCGCAAAGGCCAAAUCCAGCACAAUGGCAUGAAGAGCGGCUGGUUCAACUUCUGCAGUCGAAAGGCGCUUCCAGAUUCGUUGGCGAGGAGAUCGCUCGACAGCUUGGCAGGGACUGCAGCCCAUACCUGGAUGGUGAUCUGCUUGCAUCCAAACUUGAAAGGCUGGAAGGCAUCCUUCCUGAUGUAGACGUCAUCGAGCUCUUGGCUAAGGACGCCUCUCUGCUGGAUGUUGAUCUGUACCUGGCCGUGCAGAACAUGGUUGCAUUGUGUGACCAUUUGCAAGGGAAUAGUGUGACGGGUGUGAUCAGAAGCUGCCCCAAACUCCUGAGGUGCACAGAUCUGGAUGGCCAGCUGUGCCGAGUGAUGCAAAAGCUAGAGAGCCUGUUGCCGAGAUGGAAGCGGACGAUGCUAGUGAACCUUGUCAGCGAAUAUCCGGAACUCAUCUUCCGGCUGCACUUGCACCUGGACAAGUCGUUCAGCGAGCUUCCAAUCGACAUACAGAACGUCCUGGCCAUUGGGGGUGGAGGCGGCGGCUCCGUGUUCAGGAGCUGGAAAAAGAGCAGUUUGGACGACCAAACGCCAGGGCAGCAGAGCACUUGA
Messenger RNA from Ostreobium quekettii, 1041 nucleotides. Lineage: Eukaryota; Viridiplantae; Chlorophyta; Ulvophyceae; Bryopsidales; Ostreobiaceae. The record is from the annotation of a GenBank genome assembly.